This is a messenger RNA of Paraphaeosphaeria sporulosa, 1906 nucleotides long. Its product is annotated as HET-domain-containing protein. The record is from RefSeq and is a predicted model, not a curated record. Lineage: Eukaryota; Fungi; Ascomycota; Dothideomycetes; Pleosporales; Didymosphaeriaceae. The coding region runs from base 251 to 1834 and encodes 527 amino acids. The transcript has 4 exons.
UUUGUUGAUCUCCUUUUUAACUCCAUAUCCCCACGCGACUAGCCCUUUCAUCCUAGCACCUGCCUAAUUUAUCCUUACUAAGCUACUAAUAGUGGCGGAGGCAUUGGCAGCAAGGCACCAGCCACAGGCUUCAUUCAAGGCCGUACACACGAGGAUUUGACGUUAAAAUGCAGGCACACUUCCUCUUUACAAUGGGUGAGACUCCUUUUGCGCUCCCCGCACAGUACAGGGUAUCAAUCAUUGGAAGAACAUGGGUUACACCCACUACUACACCGUCCACAGCUGGGAUACGCUCGAAUGGCAGCAAGCAUGGCGCCAGCUACUGGAUGAAACGCGACUCAUCUUGGAAGCAUCCGAUAUUCUGCUCUCAGGACCAACUGAAGACGACGCCCCCAUCACGGCACCCGUCGUUGAUGAGAAAGAAGGAAUCUUCGUCAAUGGUGUUGCCGACGAUUCUCACGAGCCGUUCAUACUAUCUGCGGAAGGCGGAUGCUUUGUCAAGACGCUUAGGAAACCGUACGAUCUUGUGGUGGCGUGUGUGUUGUUGAGAGCGUUUAUGUUGGCGCCCGAUUGCGUGGAGGUGAAUUCAGAUGGCCGCUGGACUGACAAGGAGUGGAUCGAUGCGAUCGCUUUGUACAAACAGCUGUGGCCGAACGAACAGAUUAUGUGUCCCUGGGGUGAAGAAUUCGAAGAGCGCCGUCCAGGUAUCGUAUUAUCGGGAAGGCAAACCGACUCAUCUGCGACAGCGGACCCACUCAGCCGGUCUAUAAAAGGGCUCGAGCUUGCGUCACCGCCGCUGUUGCCAACGACUAAAGCCACGCGAUCCACUCUGAAAGACCUUGACCUGGAUCCCAUCAGCAACUGGCUCGCUACUUGCGACCACGACUCCGAGCACGCAGCCUGCAGAGCUAAGCCUAUCCUAUGGCAGCAGCUGCCGGGUGUAUCACUCAAGAUGAUCGAUGUUGAGCGAAAAUGCAUCGUGGAGGCACCGGAGCCUUGCUCCUUUGUCGCAUUGACCUACGUCUGGGGCAAUACAAAUCAACCCAAGCUCACAGCACAAACUGCGCCUGUGCUGAUGCAAGAAGGGGGACUCGACACGAUUUGGCCUGACAUACCCACGACAAUACGCGACGCUAUCUUGCUGUGUCGGAAUCUGGGGGAAAGAUAUUUGUGGGUCGACGCGCUCUGCAUCAAGCAGGACUCUAUACGCGAGAUGAAGAUUCAGAUUCUGCGGAUGAGGCAGAUUUACGCGGCAGCAAAGUGUACUAUUGCUGCGGUGUCUGCAGAAUCGGCUGACGUCGGUUUACUAGGUACGACUGUAAUCGAUCCUCCGAGUAGUGGCAUCAGUACUUGCGAAACAGUCGAAGACCUAGAAGACCUUCUAGAAUCCGCCCCCUGGAGCUCCCGCGCCUGGUGCUACCAAGAAAAGGUCCUCUCCCACCGCAUCCUCAUGUUCACCUCCGGAGGUGUAUACAUGCACUGUCAACGCACCAUCUUGACUGCCACCGGCACCCCUCUGAACCGCCGCGAUGGCACCCCAAGCACCAGCAGUACACCCCAAGCCCGCUUUGACUCAGUCGGCGGUAUGCUCUCCGUUCCCCUAGGCGAAGACCUAGAAUCCUACGUCUCAGCCGUGGAGUUCUAUUCUAAGAGGCAUCUCACCAACCUUUUCGACAAGCAGAAUGCAUUCCAAGUUUCGGCCUCCCCAUAUCCGCCUUCGAUCAGACCUUCUGCUGGCGCUCGCGCAAAUACCGCCUCCAGUCCCGCAAUCCGGCAUUCCCGAGCUGGUCGUGGCUUGGCUGGCAGGGCGGCGUGGAGUUCGAUAGAGAAAUGAUUCACGCUGCGCGAACGAACCAGAUGAUAUAUCCCGAGACUAUCUGGGGGAGGCACGAAGCGUACGCGGCGU